UUUACCCCAUUUUACUCCAUUUUACCAGCCUCAUUUCACUGAUCUCAUCCACACCCGCCGCUUUAUUUUUUACCCCUUUCCCCACGCUAUGGAACUCUUCACCGGUGACCGGCGAGUACCAAACGAGGUCGGUUUCCCGGACAACCUAACGCCAUUCCCUGAAACCUCCGACAUACUUUACGGCGAUCGGACGUGCGAGAUUCAUCCGCCGGAGAUCGAACAACACCACUCGCAGCUGCCGCCUCAGAAGCUCCGUCCGAUUAGAUGCAACGGCCGGAACUUGCCCGAGUAUUCAGAUCCUACUGCUAUGGGAGCCGGAGGCGUCGACGGAGCCCUAAUGAACUACCACGGCGUGGCCUCGUCUGAGUUAGGGUUUCUGACUCAGCUGUCCGCACAGACGAUGGAUGUAGUCAGUGGAGGACCUAGGGAGAACAAUAGUUCACAAGCAAACAUUUUGUUGUUUAGAAAUGGUGGCCCUGGUGUUGCCGGAGUCAACUCGCCGCCGGUGUAUGUACCGCCGUUACAACAAAUCAAGGCGGAGAUGGAAGCUGAUUGUGUGAAAUUAAUAUCUCAGGGACGUCUUUUGGAGGCCGAAUUAAGCUCGUCUUCAGAUGAUGGUGGGGAAUCAUCAGAAGCUACAACAGAACCUCUGAAUCGAAAGAGGAAGAGAAAAGGAAGGAAAAAGCUUGAGUUGUUUCUAGAAAACAUAACGGAGAAAGUGAUCCAAAGGCAGGAGCAGAUGCAUAAACAGUUGAUAGAGUUGAUAGAAAAGAAGGAAAGCGAGAGAAUCAUCAGAGAAGAAGCAUGGAAGCAGCGGGAGAUCGAGAGAGCAAAGAGAGAAGAGGAGGUAAGGGCGCAAGAGACGUCUCGUAACCUAGCCCUCAUUUCCUUCAUUCAGAAUCUACUAGGCCAUGAACUGACGAUCCCCAAACAAUUAGAAGCUUCAACCCUGGAUAAGGAUGAUGGUGAAAUUCACAGUAAACAAGAUUUCAGGUGCGAUCCAAGUUAUAGGAGAUGGCCUAAAUCUGAAGUACAAGCCCUCAUAACAGUUCGAACUGCUUUGGAGCAUAAGUUCCUCAAGGCUCCGAAAGGCUCUGUAUGGGAAGAUGUAGCUGUUGAAUUGUGUAAAAUGGGCUAUAGCCGAACUGCAAAGAAGUGUAAAGAGAAAUGGGAGAACAUCAACAAGUACUAUAGGAAGACAAUGGAGAGUGGAAAGAAGCGUCUUGACUAUGGUAAAACAUGCCCUUAUUUUAAUGAACUGGAUGUCCUAUAUAAAAGUGGUCUCAUUAAUCCAGGAAAUGCGUCUAGCUACAUAAGCAACGAGACUGAGAUUGAAGACAAGAACGUGAAAGAAGUGGAGCUUAGUAUGAUCGGCACCUGACAUCUAUAUAUAUGUCCUGUACUUUGAUGUCCAUCUUUUUAGUUUUCUUAUGAUACUUUUAAUACUUUUUGGAACUUGCUGUUUUACUCCCUAAUUGACUGUAUGAGAAAGUUCAUUGCAGUUGACCGAAAAAGAGAUGCAGUAGGUGUUCCCUCUGUUUCAUUCUUCAAGGAAUGUGCCAAUUUUUUUAAAAAAACCCUAAAUAUCCCAAGGUAUGUAUGUAUAUUCUUAUUCAUUACUCUGACAGAUAUGGGUGUUACAUCAAGGUAUGUAUGAACCACUUGAACUGUCUAUAGAUGUCUUAAUAGACACCAGCACUCCUGUAUCGCCAUCCUCAUCACUCUCUCUCUCUCUCUCUAGGAUGAACAAUGAUAAUAGAGAUUGUGCUGUGUUGUUCAUGACUCUACUCAUAGCAUCAGCCAUACUGAUAUUUCCGUACUGCAGCCUGUUUGUGUGGUGACAAGUGAUGUGCAACACCAAGUCAGGCAAUACAUGGAAAUGCUUGCUGUUAUGUUCUGGUUAUUGCUCUUUUUCUACUGAAUAAAUCCACACACU
This is a messenger RNA of Cornus florida, 1936 nucleotides long. RefSeq names its product trihelix transcription factor GTL1. NCBI's taxonomy places the organism in Eukaryota, Viridiplantae, Streptophyta, Magnoliopsida, Cornales, Cornaceae. Bases 89 to 1381 code for a protein of 430 amino acids. The record is from RefSeq and is a predicted model, not a curated record. The transcript is spliced from 2 exons.